GUGACGUCCAGCGGAAGUAAACAACACAGGCGCUAGUAGCGUUAGCCGCAGCCGUUAGACGACAUUGUAGCUGUAGUGCAGAUUCAUUACUCCAUUUUUGUAACUAGGCAACAAUGUCUUCAGUUGAGUAUUUGAGGGAGUUUGUCAACGAGCGACUCGCCGUAGCUGCGGAAGAAAUAUUUGGAUUUUUCGAGAAGACCGUCAUCGAGUACGAAGAAGAGCUCGACCGUCAGCGCAGACUGUUGGACGUCGUUUGCAAACCUGAGAUAAAUACGCACAGGAUAGAGCUCCCACAGCAACAUGCCUCUAUGGAGGAGGAGGAGGAGGCUCUCGCUGACCAGCAGCUCUGUAUUCAAGAUGGGAACUCCAGUCUGGACCAAGAGGACCCAGAGCUUUCACAGAUUAAAGACGAAGAGGAUGACCUCUGCGCCAAUCAGGAGGAAGAGCCACUUGUGCUGAAUCACGAGACUGAUACCUUUAUGAUGACUCCCAAUUAUGAGGACAGUGACAACAGUGACGAUCAGUCGCCGUACUUAGAUAUCGAUGAAGCUCAAAGUGUGGGGGAGGAAAACCAUUUAAGCUACAUUUCAGUUAUAAGCUCUGUGGGAUCCGAACCAAACAGUGACUACCAGCUCCUCUCGCACAGCUCUCGUGUAGCUGAGAGCCAGUAUUUGAGAGGAGGCAAGCACGGAGGCUCAGGAUCCACUAGAAAUACCGGGUUAGAACCACACAAGAGAGAUCACAAAAGCAGAAGUCACAGUUACAGUAUAGACAAACCUAAGUUGUCAGGGUUUCACUAUAAUGCUCACAAAGGUAAACAGUGUUUCACAUGUGACACGUGUGGAAAAGAAUUUAAGUGUAAGUCGUCACUGGAGAGACACCUGACCAUCCACACAGGUGAGAAGCCGUAUUGUUGCAAAAUAUGUGGGAAGGAUUUCAGACUUAGCAGCGUCUUGAAAGUCCACAUGCGAACCCACACAGGCGAGAAGCCAUACCUUUGCAAGAUCUGCGGGAAACGAUUCAGUCAGACAUCAACACUAAACGUUCACAGAAGAAUCCACACGGGCGAGAAGCCGUAUUUUUGUAGAAUAUGCGGGAAAGAUUUCAGACGUAACGAUGAUUUGAUAGUGCACAUGAGAACCCACACAGGUGAGAAGCCGUAUUCUUGCAAAGUGUGUGGAAGGGAUUUCGGACGCAAGAGUAACUUGUUGGUCCACAUGAGACGAGCCCACGCUAAUGAGAAGCACUUGGAAGACCUGUGGGAAACUAUAUAUUGAUAUGUCUCAUGUGGCAAAGCAUGCAUACACACGAGUAGCCUUGUAUUUGCAAAAUAUGUGGGAAACUAUUCAGUUCUAGUGGUUCAUGUAAACAAAAAAACAUAAUUGCAGCAUUUGUGGGAAAAGUUUUACUCAAAUCACACUUGUGAAAAAACACCUGGGAUCAAUAUACAGAGGAGAAAAUAUCAAGCGGAAGCUUUUGUGGAUACGAGUUCACCAACCGAAUGAAAUCCACAUUUACAGUAGCUACAGUUCUCUUACUGAAUGUACAAUAUUAAAGUAAGGAUGAUAUGUCAAUAUGUUAAUGUAAAGUUUUCCUUUGUAUGACUCUGUAUUACUUAUUAUUUUGUUUGCAAUAUUAUGUCUAAAGCAAUCAUAAUCUCCCAAAUCAAGGACAAAUGUGAGUUUACAGUGAGUUCACUACAGUGGAUGUUAAAAUAAUGGUGUGAUCAUGAUGGAUGUUGGUUGUGCCAAAUGUUGAUUUCUGAAGUUUCUCAAUCACUUUAAUUUAAUAUGUUUAAUAAGUACUUAAGAACCAUGUGUUCUAUAUAUGGAUCUGUAUGAAGCCUCCUGCACAUCUUUACCUGAAGUGGAUUUUACAUUUAAGAGUGACUGACCAUUGUUGUUUUUAUGAUCAUGUAAGAAGUCCAAUAAAUACAAACAUGCCUU
Messenger RNA from Epinephelus moara (kelp grouper), 1946 nucleotides. Its product is annotated as zinc finger and SCAN domain-containing protein 2-like. Gene Ontology annotation, molecular function: DNA-binding transcription factor activity, RNA polymerase II-specific; RNA polymerase II cis-regulatory region sequence-specific DNA binding. Gene Ontology annotation, biological process: regulation of transcription by RNA polymerase II. The transcript is spliced from 2 exons. The record is from RefSeq and is a predicted model, not a curated record. Lineage: Eukaryota; Metazoa; Chordata; Actinopteri; Perciformes; Serranidae. The coding region runs from base 114 to 1277 and encodes 387 amino acids. Gene Ontology annotation, cellular component: nucleus.